GACGACGACAAAUGGAUGGAGCGUUGAGCCAAAUCGGGAGGUUGGCUGGCUUUUGCUCGAGUCAAGACGACCCCCGUCGAGAUCGGACUGCCGCAAAAGAGUGAGCCAACGGCGAAGGAUCCUUCCCCAUCGAGAUCGGACCUCCGCCUCCUCGCCGGCGAGCGAUAAGCUUCCGGGAGUCCUGCGGCGUUUGAGUUAUGGCGCCGCGGCGAAAGAAAUGGACGGAGGAGGAGGAGCGCUCCCUCCUCAAGAAGUACGCCGGGAUGGUGGCGGAUGGCUCCCUUUCCUGCCUUCGCAGCAGGGAACGCCGCUUCCGCCUUGUCGCGGCCCAUGUCAACGCCGCCCACCACGCCGUCAAACCCUCUGCCUAUCCCUUCCUCUGGACCUGGAAGGACGCCGCCACCAAGGUCCACAACAUGCGCCAUCAGUACCUUCUCGCCAAACGCAAGUUGCUGGCCCUCGACCCGCCGCGCUCCGCCUCUGUGGAUGUGGCCGAGCAACGAGGGGUCUCCCACUGGCCCAAUUUCCUCCUCUACCGUUCCGUCUUCGGCGACGCACCCUUGCCCGAUCCAGCCCCCGGAGGGGCCUUCGACAACGACGGCGAACUCGGGUUGGGGCUUGGAUUCGACUCCAAGCCUGAAGGCGGAGACGAAGGAGCCGAUCAGGAGGUCGAGGAGGAGGACGAAGGUUUCGAUUUCAAUGAAGUGGUACCCAUCGCGGCGGAGCCGCCUCCGCCACCGGCUGCGGAUAUGAGUAGUAUGAAGGCGAGAAACGCAACGCGGGCCGAGAUGCGGCUAAGGGAGUGGGAGGCGAGGAUGGAGGAAAGGGAUGAGGAGCGGGAGAGAGCGAGGAAGGAAAGGGCGAAAGCGGCGUUGGAAGCGGAAGAGGAGAGGGAGCAGAGGAGGAGGCAGGCACGGCAUCAGUGGAUGGAGGAGGAGCCGGAGUGGGAGGAGCGGAUGGAUGGAAGGAGGCAAGAGUGGAAGAAGCGGGUGGAAGGGAUGCUUAGUGAGCACAGAGCCGAGAUAGAGGGGAUUCAAGCAAGGAUCCUUCACGAGCAGCAGAGUCUGAUAGGGCAGCUCCUCGGAGUGCUGUCACAGCGGCCUCCUAGCCCUGUGUUUGGAGGGCUCUCAGAUGGUGGUGGCAGUAGCACAGCACUGGGAAAUCACCAUCAGCUGGCACACAGCCAUCCAGUUCCCUAUCUGUCUCAGAUGAUACAGGGGCUCCACCACGUGACCGGAAUUGUUCCAGGAGAGCAACGGGCUGGUGGAGAUGGACCCGAUGAUCACUUUAUGGUUGAUGAUUGACCUCUUCGAUCUAGAUUAAGGAUUGCAAUAGAGAAUUCUGAUGUCAGAUGUUCUUCAGAAUCAAUAGAGAAUUCUGAUAUCAGUGUCUAUUAGGCAGGCCUCUGCCAUGGUCAUUCUUUCAUUUCUAAGCUGUAAGGUAUGAUGCUAUCUAUUCAUUCUAGCUGCCAUAUUCAUAUUCGUUAUACUCCAUAUGAACUAAUCUCUACAUACAAGUUGAUUGGCUUCUCAGGGUUUUCUAGUAACUCAGUUGUUGCAUUGAUGCCAUUGUUGCAAGGGAAGAAUGACCAGCUUGGAACAACUGGAAACCCCUUCAAAUGCCCGUGUGGAAUAUCUCGGUGGUUAGACAACCAUUUGUUGUUGGCCUUUUAGAACUUGGAAAUACCCAAGUGAGUGAGAAAUUGUUCGACCUAAUCUGGAAUUGAAAUUCAUAUGAAACUUAUGGAAUUUGGUUUCAUGCUUAGCAAAGGAAGUAGCAUUGUAGGCUUUUGUAAGUUGAAGAUUGUUUAUUUAUAUGAAAGUAGAUACCAAUCGAUUACACUUUCACAUUGGCAAUCCAGUAAGGAUGGGAACAUGAACAAUAAAUUGCCUCUUAUCUAAUUAUAUAAUAAAUAAUCUUUUUGAAACGGAAGGAGGAAGGAAUCCUUUGGUGGCCACGACCAGCCAAGUGAGUUUGAGAUUGUGGCCGCAAUGCUGUGAACACACGACAACCGCAGAGAGGUCAGUUGCAACAGCCGUGUCGCAAGUUCAUGACCUCUCCAUGGCUGGACGGAUUUGGAAUAUGUCUGUCUAUUAUUUUUUCAAUAGAUUAAAUGGAGCAAAGUAUCUUGAUUCUCAUGCAAUCCAUCUUUUCUCUAAUCUGCACAUCCGAGUAAACAAUAAACAAAGCAUUAAUGUCACAUAAACACACACGUGCAUGCGCGCGCGCACACACAAGAAGUGAUGGUUUACAUUUGAGUUGUGGUUGACUAAUGGCUUUAUUUGAGAUUCUUAGUAAGUCAUAACCAUCUUUCGGUUACAUUUUUUCUUCUAACUUAAGAUAAAUUGUCUUUUCUUGCUAAAGGAAGUUGAUGAUUAUGUAAGUAUAUGAUCCAUUGGUAGUGAGUAUGGUUCUUGCGCCAAGGAGAAGGCCAUUUUAAAGAGUUCUAGUUGAACAUGAAAUUGGUCCUACUUGGUCAUUGUGAAACCUAAUUUGCUUGAAAACUUAAGCUGCAGUUUCCAUUCUAAUACCAUCUAAUCAUUGUAUAUCCUUCCUGAAAAGAUUAAGCUGAUGGGUUGGAUAAACAUUAAUAUUAUUGUUGUUGUAAUUAAAUCUUUCAUGUUUUUUCUUCAUGCUGUAGGGUAUACAUACUGUUAUACACCUUCAUCCAGUUGUAGAUCACACUUCUAAUACUAAAACAACUAGUGUAGGCAAGGGAGAAGCUGAUUGAAGAGCAGCAUCUAGAGAGAAUUUUGAGCUAGCAUCUCUAUUUGGUAUUCACUGUGGAAAAACUCGUGAUGAUUGUUAAACCAACAUUGUUUAUCACUUUUUGACAGAGUAAAUUCAUCUGAAUUGUCCAUGCAACAUGGGCAAGCUAACCGCCCUGCAGUACUCCAAUUAGAAAACAUUGGAUACGUUGAAAAAUCACUGAUUAGCUCUUGUAUGAAAAGUUUUGCUUUUUGAAA
Molecule: messenger RNA, 2966 nt
Organism: Zingiber officinale
Lineage: Eukaryota; Viridiplantae; Streptophyta; Magnoliopsida; Zingiberales; Zingiberaceae
Exons: 2
Coding region: 198-1304 (368 amino acids)
Source: RefSeq, a predicted model, not a curated record